UUGUUCUAACAAGCGCAACACUACUAAUAGAGCAAGUAUUUUUCACAGAUUUAAAACAGAAAUAAGAUAAAAUCUUUUCUGCAAUACUUAUAAACCACGCGGCUACCUGGGAAACCGCUUCUCGCUUUGUUUAUUAGCUGUACCUUUUAGCAAAGUGCAAUUAUCGACUAGAAACUCAUUCACCCAAAGGUAACCAAUCGUUGCGCGGCACGAUUGUAUUAGUUAGCUUUAAAACACUUUGAUUCAAUAAGCCUUGGUCAUAAUUUCUUCGAAAGCGCAGAACAAGCAGGUGAGUGAAGGAAACAUUUAAUGGCGACGUUGUAGAAUUACAAUAUUAGGGAGCUUAAGCAAACCACGACGACGAAGGCAACGAGAACGUCACCAAACAAAAGGUUUUAUGGUCAGAACAACAGCUGUGUACGUGCGUUAUUAAUCUUUGUGCAUUUCUUUGCCGACCUCUGCAAAACAGCAACGUGAAAUGACCAAGUUCUGCGUAGCCAGAGAAAAGCGAACGACAGCGACUGUUUCGUAUUUCCAUUUGGAAUUGAACGCUGCCAUUGCAUAUUUAGCCUGAGCACGUUUGUAGAGCCAUUGGCGUACUGAAUAGUUCUAGAAAAUUGCGAAUUUCACUGAUAAAAUAUAAAUUUAUUUUUGACUGGGCGUCGUCCUCGGAGUCACCAUCGUCGUUACUUAAGCUCCCGAUAACUUUGAAAGCAGUAUGACCUAAUUACCCAAAAAUGACAACAUUUCAACAAAACAUUAAUUUCUCUGAAGAAACAAUUAAGAAUAUUUGGCCGUUAACCUCUGAGACAUUUGUAGUUAGGAUCUGGCUUUUAAAGAAUUUUUUUAACGUUUUUGUAAAUACAGCACUGUGUUGUUUUCUCAUCGAUCAGUUCUAAUCAAGAGAUUAUCAAGGUUACCUUACUAAUCUUUUGUUCUAACAGAAGCUAUUUGUUCUCGCUUUGUUUCACAGCGUAGCAGACAGUCAGACCAAAACCAAAAUGAAGACUCUUGCAGUUCUAUCACUAUGUCUUUUGGCUCUAAGUGUCACAGAGUGCACACCAGAUCCUUGUCCUAGUAGCUGGUUCCAGUUUGAAGACUACUGUUAUCUGGUGAAGGAAUCCACUGCCUCCUGGUCCGCGGCUCAAGAGUACUGCCUUUCCCAGGGCGGGAACCUAGUGAAGAUUAACAACAUCGGGGAAAACGAGUUCGUCCUGCAACUUGUCAGACAGGAAGCUCCAUCAGUGAAACAUGUUUGGAUUGGGCUGGGCUUCAAUACCGAGGUCGACGACUGGAGCUGGAUUGACAACUCACAUCCAUUCUUCACCUACUGGAGUCCGGGUGAACCCAAUGGAUUUGAGCACGAACCAUGCGGAGAGAUGUAUAUUGACAACACAGCUGAGCUCCCGGUCAAUGGCUACUGGAAUGACCACACCUGUAAUAAGACUAACGCCAUUGUCUGCAAGAAUUUGGCUGAUCAUAGUUCAUAUAUAUCAUAGCCGCAGAAAGUCAGAGUUGGUCGCGAGAAAUUAGCGCUGUUACAGUUUAUUUAAAACAUCAACGAAGUAAAAAUAAUUGUAACCGACGACUUAAAAGAAAUGGCGGCUUGACAAUUAAAAUGCUACUAUAAAGUCUGUCGUUCCGUCGUUUUCUUUAAAACUAGAGAGCAUAAAAAAUGACUACCGAGGACAACGUCGGGUAAAAAAUGAAUUUAUAUUUUAUAUUUUCGAAUUUCGUAAUUGUCUA
Molecule: messenger RNA, 1746 nt
Organism: Orbicella faveolata
Lineage: Eukaryota; Metazoa; Cnidaria; Anthozoa; Scleractinia; Merulinidae
Product: C-type lectin lectoxin-Phi1-like
Source: RefSeq, a predicted model, not a curated record